AACAACGUCUUUAAUCUCCCCAACCGCAACUUUCUCACUCACAAACCGUCGUCAUGUUCCGAUCACAGCUCGCCCGCCAGGUCCGCCUGUUCAGCACCUCCCCCGUCGUACGAAAGAGCCCCGUCGAGACCAUUAAGGAUGCCGCAAAGGCUGUUGACCGAACAAUCUCGAAUGCUGCUGUGAAGGGCAUUGAGAAGAGCGAGGAUGCCGUCGAUGCCGUCAAGGAGGCCAUGCCAGAAACAAAGGGCGAGGCAAAGGGCAAGGCAAACGAGUUGGCCGGCGCAGCCAAAGGCAAGGCAUCUGAGUUGUCUGGUGAGGCCAAGGGCAAGGCACAAGAACUGAAGGGCGAGGCCAACGCAAAGGCAAACCAGGCCGAGGGCAAGGCAGAAGAGCUCAACAACAAGACCAAGACGCAGUUGUAGACACGUGCUGAAAGAGACAGAGGAAUGGAAAAAAACAUAUUGACAUGGCCUGAGGAGCUUGGCUCGGAUGCAUAGUCGAUUGAAACGAAGCG
This is a messenger RNA of Dothidotthia symphoricarpi CBS 119687, 514 nucleotides long. RefSeq lists its product as uncharacterized. The transcript is spliced from 2 exons. Lineage: Eukaryota; Fungi; Ascomycota; Dothideomycetes; Pleosporales; Dothidotthiaceae. The coding region runs from base 54 to 422 and encodes 122 amino acids. The record is from RefSeq and is a predicted model, not a curated record.